ACAGUUCCCAGGAUUCUUUGUGCUUUAACUUUAUGGUGUGUUUCCACAGCCUCAGGCUGCCCCACCUCGCAGGCUCCUUGUGAGGAUAAAAGGGCCUUGAGUUUCUUAAAGGAAUGACAGGAUAAAAAUAUUGCCAAAUAUUACCUGUUAACUUUCCAGUCUGGAGGGAAUUGUGAUCAUUUCUACAGCAGAAGAUGGCUUAUCUGUAAAUCAACUCAGACCUUCCCCCUUUCAGCUUCCAAGAUGCCGGUGUUCAUUCUCCUGAGCCUCCUCCUCCUCCGUGAUGUUGUGUCUGGUAGUCCAGCCCAGGCAAGUUCCUCGUCUUACUCCGGAGAAUAUGGCGGCAGCAGUGGGGAACAUUUUGACCAGUCCAGCAACCAGCUGGAUGGUCCCAUAACAGCUCUGAGGAUACAGGCAAACAACAAGUAUAUACUGAGCAUCCAGGUCCGCUACGGUGGCCUGUGGUCCAGGAUUGAAGGGAACCCCUCGGGGAGCCAAUCUGUGAUGCCGCUGUUUCCUGGAGAAGGCAUCGUGCAAGUCUUGGGCCGCUUCGGAAGCUUUGUGGAGUACAUUGCCUUCCGCACCAACCUCGGCCGUGUCUUUGACUAUGGGGCUGGCUCUGGUUUGGGGGUCCCCUUUGACGCUGAGCCUUUGUUCCCAAACACCGUCCUGCGCUACAUCAGCGGCCGCUCAGGGCCUUUGGUCAGCGCUGUUGGGUUCCACUGGGACAAAGAAGGAGGAAUUGGAGGGUGGGAUCAAUCCACUGGCUCUCCACACACCAAGAAUAACAGCCCAUAGGACAGAACUCGGAUCCAUCUGCCUUCAGCGUCUCCGUGGGUAUCAAUAAAAGCACCCGAGUUUUCUUGCCUUCCUCAGAGGGAUUAUGGGAGAAGGUAAAGCUGGAAGUCAAGAGAACUGGAAGUGAAGUGGCAGGGAGAUUCGUGCUAUAUAUAUUUAUAUAAAUGUGUAGAACACAUCAACCAAAACAGAAGAAGGAAAGAAGGAAAUACAAUACGUAUGGUAUUUUCUCCCUUAUAACAGGACUGUAUUAUUCAACAUUAGUAUCCUAUCCAUUAUGGAGCAUAUUGUGGUAAAUAACAGCCCCUGUUUUUUGUCUCAUCCCAUUGUGUCCAUGCAAUGAUAGCGGUUGCCAGUCAUGUUCCUUAUCACCUACGUACACAAUAAAACAUU
This is a messenger RNA of Lacerta agilis (Sand lizard), 1191 nucleotides long. RefSeq names its product zymogen granule membrane protein 16-like. The transcript has 4 exons. Bases 244 to 798 code for a protein of 184 amino acids. Lineage: Eukaryota; Metazoa; Chordata; Lepidosauria; Squamata; Lacertidae. The record is from RefSeq and is a predicted model, not a curated record.